AGUGUGAAAGGAACAAAGUGUUGUUUUUAUAUUGCAAAUACGUUGGAAAAAUCACAAGACUCAACAGUGCAAAAGAAUAAAUGGUUCAGUUUGCAGCCUUUGGAAAACCAGAAAUGGAAAAUAAGAAAACAAACCCUGACAAUAUCCAAAGAUGUUACACAUAAAUGAGUAUUCACAUUAAUGACCUUCCCCCUGUUUGCACUGCUAGUGUGGCAAGGUGGAAAAAUGAGGGCCUGGCUGGGAUUCGAUCCCCAGACUCCCAGGCAAGAGUCACGCCUGCUAACCAGUCAGCCAAAGGGACAUCCCCUUGGCCAAGUAGCGAGGGUGCAUGAUCAAUCUGGACACGGUGACAAGACGCUCACACUGCCACACUAAUGUCAUCGUGUAUGCUGAUGAUACAGCAGUGUUUGUUUAUGGUAAACAAUGCUGAAUUUAGAGAAUUUUUUUUUAUUUUGUAUUACGUUUGCCUACUUUAAAAUUGUCUACUGCUGCUCCCCUGAGGAAAUUUGUAAUUUUAUGUGCAGAAAAAAUGCCACGAACUCAGAUUCACUACUAAAGGGGAAUACAGCCUUCCAAAAUGUAAAACGGCUUUUGGCAGAUCAGCUUUGUCUAUGGUUGCGAUGGAGAUUUUAAAUAAUUUGCACAUUGUAGCGUUACAACAUUUACCUAAAGACUGGCUUGUACACAUGUUUAAUGACUCAGUGAUACGUGAGUAGCAUCUUUUGGAAAACAAUGCCACUAAUUUGUUGGAACGCUAAGCAGGCACCAAGGAGCCUUAAGUGGUUUACAAGUGGUCAGACAGUGGUGGCAAUGUGUUUUUACAAAAUACUACACGAUGGCGGUAAAAGGGGUGUGUGGGGGCAUUCUGCAGUGGACUUUUGUUUAUCUUGGACAUAACUUCAUUUCUAUUGCGAUCGUAGCUGGGCUCAUUACAUGUGUUUGACAAACCACUCCAAAAGGUGUCUGUUCACCACAGUCCCUGUUAAUUGUCUAAUGAUCUGAGUUCCAGCUCUAAUGAAGAGAAGCUCCUGGAGCUCAGCAUCACUCCAGAUUAUCAUCUCAACAGAUUAUUUUAAUUCUUUCUUCUUCUGACUCUUGGAGGGUGCAGACGCUUUUCUUCUCCUCUCCUCCAUAUCUUAUCCUCAAGGCCUUUGUCUGUCUGUGUGUGCUGGAUGCACGGCUGCUUCUGCAUUUUUUCUGGAAACUGGAAACUGAAAUUCACUAAAAUGAUCUCGUCAGUUGGUCACUCAAUGCGGUUGAUAAAAUUUUUUCAACGAUGAGAACGGGAGAAGGGACUCCCGGAUGCCCCUCUGGGACAGACCCAGUUGGACACAUCAUGGACUCCUGGAAACAGUGGAACUUGAUUUGUCUAUCUCAGCUGUCUGUGGAUGUUAUGGUUUUUGCUGAAUCUAACUGUGUUGUGCUGAGUCUUCUGUGUGCAGGUGGGUGUGUCUGGAGAGCAGCUGGAGAGCAGCUGCUACCUAUCUGUUCAUCAGUGGUCAGGGGAUUUAAGGAGCGUUGGGACAACUCAUCAGUACCGGAUGAUACUCAGCAUUGGGAAACUUCUCCCCCACCAACCAAGCCUCCAUCAGCUGCAAGAAAACUCACCGGAUUCCAACCCUGUCUGCCAGUCCCGUCGCUCACCCCUGACCGCCUGCUCUCCAAUCCCCACCUGCCAACUAGGACACCUCCAACUCCGGUACUCAGCCCCCAGCCUCACCUGACUCUCGCUCUACCAGCUCAGCCAGCCGUGACUUGCCCACCCCUCUCAGCCUUACCAACAACCAGGAAACUAACCCCACCGGAACCAUCGGAUCUCAGACCAUCAUCUCCUUUGUACAUUAUAAUAAACCUUUUUUACUUACCUUUGUCUCCGUGCAUGAUUCUGCAUGUCGUGGGUCAAAAAGCUGCAGCCCAGCAUGACAGAAUCAUCCGGUCAAAAUUCCGACCCACUCGCAGAAUCUCUCCCGCCGGCUCUCGCCUCGACUUUAUCCAAACACGAAAAUUCCAUCCAGUCCCUUCUCGAGCACCAGUCCAAAACAAACCAACACCUGUUUCAAUUAGAAUCCGUAAUCCGGCAGUUCAAUGAUAAACUAACAGCGUCUAUUCCUUCUGCUCCUCCGUCAGCCGCUCAAGCGCUUCCGGUUCAAACCGUCCAAGCACCCCGUUUGCAUUUCCGGGUCCCGGAGUCUUCUCCAUCAGACACUUACCGGGGUGAAUUCGGUCAAGUUCGAGGUUUUCUCCUGCAAUGUGAUCUAACUUUCGGAACAUACCCUGAAACAUACAACAAUGACCAAAUAAAGAUUUCCUACAUCGUAGGUCUGCUCCGCGGUCGCGCCCUACAAUGGGCAGAGGCACGUAGUCGUGAUCCUGAUUUUCUUAAAGGCACAUUGCACGAUUUUCUCACUGAAUUUAGGAACACUUUUGACAAUACUGAAACACCCGCCGAGAUAUCAAAAACAUUAUGGAAUAUGAAACAAGGUAAACAAACGGUACUAGAUUUUGCCAUAGACUUUAGAACCCUCGCUA
Messenger RNA from Nothobranchius furzeri (turquoise killifish), 2529 nucleotides. The record is from RefSeq and is a predicted model, not a curated record. Lineage: Eukaryota; Metazoa; Chordata; Actinopteri; Cyprinodontiformes; Nothobranchiidae.